UCCUCAUCAGCGCCGUUAACUGGUCCUACGGUCCCUCCUUCCCACAUGGAGCGGAACCACGCAGCACCACGUGACCCGGGCUCCCUGGACUGAGCCCCUCACACCGCAUCAUGGCUGCGGAGGAUGCGGCCGCGCGGUACCGACGCGGAACCCCGCUGUCUGCCCGGGCUCCGCUCUCUCCGCUCCGCCUGCUGCUCCUCUGCUCGCUGCUUCCCGCUCCAUCGCUCGGUCUGCUCGGCUUUCGGCCGGAGGAGACCGGGGCGGAGCUGUCCGUGGAGGACGGGGUGCUGAAAGCCACCGAGGGAACCCGCUUCAUGUUGCGGGUCUACUACUCCAGCUCCCCGCAGAGGCUCAACCGCACCGCGGGGAAACGCGCCAAUAAUGCCGCGCCCUGGAUCGCCUUCAUCGAGGAGCCAACUCCGGGCCGAGAGGGACAAGUUCACCCGAAGCGGAAUAUGUGCAUGGACAAGAACGCCAGGACGUCCGACAUCGAGGUUUUAGGCUCUUUCAAGUCUGCUUCCAGUCAGAACUCGGUGCUGGUGGAACUGCUGGCCAAAGACCUGCGGAGGGGAGAGAAGAUCAAAUACUACUCCAUGUGCGCCUUCGACGGAUCCAAAUGGGAACAUUACCGGACCAGGGACUUCUGGGUGGCCGUGACUGAGCGCUCAGCGGUGCCGGAGCUCUGGCUGCAGGUGUUGGUCUCAGUGCUCCUGCUCGGGCUGUCAGCUCUGUUCAGCGGACUCAACCUGAGCCUGCUGGCCCUGGACCCGGUGGAGCUGCAGGUUCUCCAGAACAGCGGCACUGACACGGAGCAGAACUACGCGCGGAAAAUCGAGUCCGUGCGUCGGCAUGGCAACUACGUCCUGUGCACUUUACUGCUGGGGAACGCGAUCAUCAACGCCUCUCUGGCCGUGUGGAUGUGCCAGAUCCUGGGCAUGACCUGGCUCUCUACGGUCAUCUGCGCCUUCGGCAUCUUCUUCAUCGGGGAGAUCCUUCCUCACUCGGUGGCGUCACGUCACGGUCUGGCCAUCGCUUCCAAAACCAUCUGGGUGACGCGACUGCUGAUGGUGCUCUCCUUCCCCAUCUCCUACCCCAUCAGCAAGCUGCUGGACCUCAUCCUCAACCAGGAGAUCUCCAACUUCUACACCAGAGAGAAGCUCCUGGAGAUGCUGCGCGUCACCGACCCGUACCACGACCUGGUCAAAGAGGAGCUCAACAUCAUCCAGGGAGCGCUGGAGCUGCGAACCAAAACCGUGGAGGACGUCCUGACGCCGCUCACCGACUGCUUCAUGCUGGCCUCGGACGUGGUACUGGACUUCAACACCAUGUCUGAGAUCAUGCAGAGCGGAUACACGAGGAUACCAGUGUUUGAGAACGAGAGGUCCAACAUCGUGGACAUCCUGUUCGUCAAGGACCUGGCGUUCGUGGACCCGGACGACUGCACGCCGCUGAAGACCAUCACCCAGUUCUACAAACACCCGCUGCACUGCGUCUUCAACGACACCAAGCUGGAUGCCAUGCUGGAGGAGUUCAAGAAAGGGAAGUCCCACCUCGCCAUCGUGCAGCGUGUGAACAACGAGGGCGAAGGCGAUCCUUUCUACGAGGUGAUGGGCAUCGUCACCCUGGAGGACGUCAUCGAGGAGAUCAUCAAGUCAGAGAUCCUGGAUGAGACAGACCUCUACACUGAUAAUCGUACGAAGCGACGCGUUUCUCACCACGAGCGAAAGCAGCAGGACUUCUCCAUCUUCAAACUGUCAGAGAACGAGAUGAAAGUAAAGAUUUCCCCUCAGCUGCUCCUGGCCACACACCGCUUCCUCUCCACAGAGGUGGAGCCCUUCAAACCGGCUCACAUCUCAGAGAAGAUCCUGCUGAGGCUCAUCAAACACCCCAGUGUGGUUCAGGAGCUCAAGUUUGACGAGAGGAACAAGCGAGCGACACAACACUUCCUGUUCCAACGCAACAAACCCGUGGACUACUUCAUCCUGGUGCUGCAGGGUCGAGUUGAGGUGGAGUUUGGUAAGGAGGCACUGAAGUUUGAGAACGGAGCUUUUUCUUACUUUGGGGUUCCUGCCAUCAUGCCAACAGUCCACAGAUCCCCGUCUCGCAGCAGUGGUUUGGACCGCUCUGAGUCCAUGCUGUACGGAGGAAGCAUGAGCCAGCUGAACGGAGGGGGGAACGUCUACCUGCCGGACUACUCUGUCAGACAGCUCACACACCUUCAGAUCAUCAAGAUCACCCGCAGCCACUACCAGAACGCAGUGACAGCCACCCGGAUGGACAGCUCUCCUCAGACUCCCGAUGCCGACACUCGUCUGACGGAAGGAAACAGUCCAACCCCGGAGCCUCCAGCCACACUGAUGCCCCCAGACCACAGCACCACCACCACCACCACCACCACCCUCAUGCCCCCGCCCAGAGAGCCCAGCCGGCCCAGCUCAGCCCGAACCCGAGGACAGCAGUCCAGUGUCCCACACAGCACCUCACUGCUGAACGAGAAGAACCGCAUCGUCCGCAGUAAGUCGGACGGCCAGAAGAGUCCCAGUGAUUCGGUGUUUCUCCGGAUGGAUGAGAUUCCCUACAUCAGAGAGGACAGAUCUGAGACCGAGGCCCACGCUGAUGUGGCCUCCGUUCCCAUAGAAACGGACACAUCCCCUUUCAUCAGCAGCCUGUCGCUGAGUGGUUCAGAGGACACACUGGGGAAGAAACUGCUACUCAAACUCAGCCACAAGAAGAGGAAAAAAUCUCGCGAAGGAGAGAAGACACCCGAGGACAUUUCAGAGCAGCCGCUGGUGCAAACCUAGCAGAGAGUGAGAAACGGACCUGAACACUCCAUCGUCUGAUGGUUCUUUAAGCUGUUUGUAAAGACGACGUGGUUGCAGAACUAUCAGAGUUUUAUCUGAAAACACACUCCACACGACCAUGAAGUGGAGCCGCUACCGGGAAUGUUCUGCACAUGUGGACGAAGGACACAAAUUCACCAGAAAACACAAGGAGCGGCUUUGGUAAUAUGCAUUAAAGCAACCUUUUCUAUGCUUCCUUAUGCCUCUCCCUCUUGAUUCACAACUGCAGAAAAAAAAACCCUAUAAACACAUUUUAGCUUAAAAAGAAAAGCAAUGUGCAUCAGACUGUAGUUUCUCAUCAUCUCUGCUCGUAUAUAAAGGAAUGACUGUGAAUGUAAAACAUUUGUAGAACACAAAUAAGAGUUUUUUAUACACUACUUACAUGUGAUCACGUCUCCAAUGGAGCAAAAGGGAACGAUGACACACAGGAAACAGAAGGAAGACGCCAAAGAUGUGCUGCUUUGUACGUACUGCUCCAAAAUGCACAGGACAAACCAAGGUACACCACUCCAUUUGUGUUGCCUGAUUACUACUUGGUACAAACUAAUUACUCUGUCAAGCAACACGGCAGAGUUAUGUGACAUUCAGCGUUGGUUUGUCCGUCUGUCUGUUAGCAACAUUACUCAAAAACAGAAUAACGGAUUUGGAUGAAAUUUUCGGGGAAGGUCAGAAAUGACACAAGGACCAAGUGAUUAGAUUUUGGCAGUGAUGAAGCUUAUAGUCUGGAUCCACGGAUUUGUUAUAGAUUUCAGUAUCAUUGCGAGAUAGCAGCACAACGUCACUGUAACCAUGACAACUGAACGCUACGUCAGCUGCCUGCUGACGAUCGCAUGAUUGUGAUCCUACUACAAAUCCACCGCUGUGGACUUAUGAGGAUUUAUCGGUCAGAAAUGAUACAAGGAACAAUUGAUUAAAUUGUGGGUGUGUUUGUGAGUCCCAUCAAUUCCCACCUCCGGCUACGUACAGUUGCAAGAAAAAGUAUGUGAACCCUUUGGGAUUACUUGGACUUCUGCAUAAAUUGGUCAUGAAAUGUGUUCUGACCUUCAUCUAAGUCACAACAAUAGACAAACAUAGUCUGCUUAAACGAAUACCACACAAAAAAUGACAUGUUUUCAUGUUUUUCUUUAACACAACUUGUAAACAUUCACAGCGAAGGUGGGAAAGCAUGUGAACCUCUGGAUUUAAUAACUGGUUGACCCUCCUUCGGCAUCAAUAACUUCAACUAAACAUUUCCUGUAGGUGCAGAUCAGACAAUGACAACGAUCAGGAGGAAUGUUAGACCAUUCCUCUUUACAAAAAUGUUUCUGUUCGGCAGUAUUCUUGGGAUGUCUGGUGUGACUCGUGAUUAAGAUCCCACAGCCUCUCAAUUGGGUUGAGGUCAGAACACAUUUUAUGACCAAUUUAUGCAGAAAUCCAAAUAAUCCCAAAGGGUUCACAUAAUUUUUCUUGCAACUGUAUUUAGGUCAUAAAAAAAUGCUACAUUUCUGACAAUGCCAUAUGGGGGAAUGAACAGCCUUGGUGGAGUACUGCACUCUCUGAGUGCUUUUCUUGUUAGAUCUAUAGUCUGUAAUGUAGAAACAUGAUCUUUUUAUGUUGUUUUUUAAAUCAACAGAAAAGUAUUUCAUAUUUAGAUUGGCUUUGAAUGUCUUUUACAGAUUUCUUCAAAAUGCAGAUGGACACAUUUUUCACUCAAGUACAAAAUAUGGCCAAAAAUAUGUGGACAUGCUGGGAAAUCUUAAGCAGAGUGGUAAUCUUUUCAACAACAGUGUGCUUCUAACCCAGUGACACAUGCUCAUAGCCACAUCCUUUAAAGCUACUUAGUAUCUGGGCUUUUGGAAGAAUAACAGAUUCAGCUGUUAACCAAGUGUUUUUGGUUGUGGAGUAAACUUUCUGAGUUUAAUGAGGUUAUUAUAAUCAGAGCUGUCAGCCUCCUGUUUAUGGAUCUCCAUACAUUUAUUUCCAGAAAAUCAUCUGUCAAAAGUGAAGUGCAGACGCAUUGAAAGAACAAUUACACCACCGUUCUAAAGUUUGGGGUCACACAGACAAUUUCAUGUUUUCAGUGUAAACUUCACACUUUUAUUCAUAUGCUAACAUAACUGCACAAGGGUUUUCUAAUCAUCAGUGAGCCUUUCAACACCAUUAGCUAACACAAUGUAGCAUUAGAACACAGGAGUGAUGGUUGCUGGAAAUGUUCCUCUGUACCUCUAUGGAGAUAUUCCAUUAAAAAUCAGUCAUUUCCAUCUAGAAUAGUCAUUUACCACAUUAACAAUGUCGAGACUGGAUUUAUGAUUCUUUUAAUAUUAUCUUCAUUGGAGAAAAAGCUUCUCUUUUAAAAGCAAGGACAUUUCUAAGUGACCCCAAACUUUUAAAUGGACUCGUGUAAAUAUAUAUAAUAGUUUAUGUUCAGCUUUGUUAACAUUAGAGCUGUAUCUACUGGCAAGAAAGUGAAAUGUUUGAACUACUCUUUUAACUUGACGUGUCUCUGAACAGCUCUGUAAUGAGGUUGGUUCACUGGAUUCAUUCACAAUCACAGAACAAGAACAGCUUCUGCCACAUAUUGCUUCAUUUUCGUGACAACUUUGAAUCAUUCUGUUGCUUAUUCGGCUGAAUUCUCCGUAUUUAUCCAGGAAUUCUGCGCAGUUUGUUUUAUUUCCACAAAUAUGAAUUGAUUAGCCUUUUAUACCUCAUAAAAAUGUUUCUACUAUUGUUUCUUUUGUUUACAUUUGCAAAGAAUAUCAGGCUUUGGCUGGAGCUCACUGUCUGCACACAGAUUUUAAAGACUUGAGCUUUCAUUUCACCUCAGAAUAAUUCUUCCCAUGAUUUCCUACCACUGAACCUCUUUAAAUAAUAAUCACUUGAGCUGCACUUUCCAUAUUAGAGCCAUUUUCAAUUAUAAAUGAAUCUCAUUAUUUUAGUUUUUGAUUUAUUUAGUGGAGGUGAAAUGGAAGUGAGCUUCUGGCUGCAGAACACAGGAUCUCUUCUCUCAUAUAUGACAGGAUAUAUGACAUUGGGUUUAUGAAAUCCGCACCAUUUACAUCAUCUAACUGAACCUCUUUAGAUUCCCUGACUCAAUAUAUCAACAUGUAAGCAGAUGAUGUGGUCCUGUUCUACUUCUAAUAAUAAUUAAUUGAUCUGAAAUCUUACUACAUUUGUUAUUAUCUAAAUUAAGCUUGGUUUUUUUGUUUCUACAAAAAUGGGAGACAAAGGGCGUUAGAAAGUGAAUCCAGUGUCGCUAAUUGCUGUUUGCAGUGUGUAUAUUCUUUGCCUCCUGUCUGCAUGGAGCUGAAUGUGAAUUUAAGGGUUAUUUUGUGAAGAUUUUGAAUGUCCUCUAACAUAAUAUGAUUCUAUGUAACAUGAUGUAAAGAUACUGAUUUAAAUUUCACUACCCACCUUUUGUAUAGGAGCAAUACUGAAAGCACCUGAUGCCAUAGACCUUCUGGAAAAAGUCAUAUCACUGGACCACCUGUAGGCUGCUGUGGUUCGACUUACAGUGGUGGAAAAAAGUUCUCAGCAUUGUCGGAAUCAAAGUCAACAAACAACAGAGAAUAUGUUCAAAACUGAACAGAAAAUAAAUAAACCAUCAAAUUCAUCAUUAGUAGAGCUGCAUUAGCACACAGUACAGCUUUAAUCCUGGCUGCCGUGUUCCCUAUAGGUCUUUCACACUAUUUAGCGGUAAUCUUGUCACAUUCUACUUGAAUUACUGCUUUCAGUUCUUCUAAAUUCUUCGGUUUACGCUUUGAAACAGACCUUUUGAUAAUCCACCACAGAUUUUCAAUGGGGCUCAUGUCAGCGGAUUGAGCUGGCCUCUCUAAGACCGUGGAUACUCCUGCAGCCAAGUUCUACUGGCCCUGGAUGUGUUCAAGGGGCAUUAUUUUUUGAGACAUCCAGUUUUGAUCUCAACAGCAGCAUGUGGUUUGGAGAAUGUCACAUUACUUCACAGAGUUCAAUGUUCCAUCACAGACAGUGAGAUGACCAACACCAGCAGCACUCAGGCAUCUCCAAACCAUGAUACUGCCUCCACCAUGCUUGACAGUAGACACUGUACAUGCUGGAGAUAAUGCUUCUCCUGGUCUUCUGCGUACCCUCACAUUCGCAGGAGGAAGAUGAAGCUGGAAACUGGACUCAUCUGACCACAGAAUCUUCUUCCAAUUCCUGGCUGUCCAGCUCUUGUGUGCUUGAGCCCAACAAUGCCGGGCUAGCCUCUGUCUCUCAUUGAUCAGGAGUUUCUUGACACCCUUGUAGGAGCUUCAGCCAUGAUCUAAAAGUCGUUCAUGUACACUGCAGGUGGAACACUGGACACUAGUUUAGUUUGACCUCUGCUGCUGAAGCUCCUGUGAUGUCAUUUGGCGUUUUUCCUGCAUAUGCUGGUCAGGAUGCAGUCUUGCUGAAGAAACCCUUGGAUGCCCAGAUCUUGGUUUGUCUUCCAGCCUGUUGGUUCAUCUGUAUUUCUGCAGUGUGUAUCCAACUGCUGAAGGACUGCAUCUGCACUUCCUGGCUAUCUGGCAGCAGCUGUUCCAUUCCUGGCUGAAAAUCUGUAUCUUCAGACGUAUUUCCUACAUUAGAUUCCUUGUUUUAGCCAUUUUUGUCUCUGAUGAACUUUCAGAUGUCCUGGCUUUAUGCAGACAUGAAGCACGGCAACACAAAUUUUGUUUUUUAAUAAAAAGCACGACCUUCAUUAGUGGAUCACUGGUACCAAAGUAACCCAAUACCUAAAAUGUAUUAUGUAAUUUUAUAGAACCAAUCAAUUUUAAGUUUUUAAUGGCUUUAUAAGGAUUUGUUGACUAUACUAAAAGAAAUUGCACUUGAAGAGCUUAGAGUGAUUUUUAAUGCAAUAUUUCACAAAUGCAUGGGGGGAUAGAAAACUUUUUUCCACCACUGUACAUUCUAUCGUUCUCUUUGUGCAGAAAGUUGAUCCAGUUAUAAAAAGCUCGGAGGUCUCGAUUGCAGAUGCUGCUGAACUGACAGACUCUGCCGUUCUUAAAUUUGUGCCCUAAAUCUUGCAGGCCUGUCUCUGAACCUGUAGUUUCUGUGUUUGUCUGCAUGAGGGGACGGGAUGGACGGGCGUGGCUCCGUCUCAGGAUCAGAUUUGUGCCACUGCAGCACCGAGGAGGAGGAGGAGGAGGAAAGGAGGGAUUCAGGGAGGGAUGCGAGAAAAGGGAAACCCACUGAGGUUAAAUGUCUGACUGAUAUAGAAGCCUGCUCUGGCCUUGUUAGGAAAAACAAUCAAAAUCAUCGACACCUUUUUGCAUCCUAAUUGAAUUAACCUGCUGUGUCAACUUGUUAUUCGAGGUUUUAAAGGUCUCGGCAUGUCUGGAUCACUGAUUCUUAUGAAGGGGAACAGUUUAGAUGCAAUUCUCAAUGACAAUCAUCAUAUUUAAAGAUCUCAUUGGUAAUAAAUUUCAGCAUUAACAGCCUCAUCCUGUAAUUUUAGCUGUCAGACACAUGAGGCCGCUGAGGAUGAACGUGUGGGAGGGGUGCUUUUGAACUCUGCUCAUUGGUUAAUGUAACGGGCGGCGAGGGAGAGAGGAAGCAUCCCUCCUGGCUGCAGCACAUCCAACCUGCUGAGUCACUUUGCUGCAUUGGAGCGGCGGCCAAUCAGAGCCGUCCUGCUGGAGGACGUUUGUGUUCAGUCCGUAGGUUUGAUUCAUAUCUUCUAUCUGCUCCGGAUCUAUUCGGUCUUUGGGGACAUCAGGAUGUCUCCUCAUCACUGCUGUAUUUUCAUUUUUUCUGCUGUCUGGUGCUCAGUGGAAGUUUGUUUUGCUGUGUUUUGUAACGGAGACAGACCUGUGCAGCAGAGAUUUAUGGACAAAGUGUUUCUGGAAAUAUGACAACAUAAUACUUGUAAAAUAGAACGCGACUAUGGGAUGGUAUUUUGCAUCAAAAUAUACAGAAAUACAAAGUUCCACAACAAACUGAA
Acanthochromis polyacanthus (spiny chromis) is the source of this 8757-nucleotide messenger RNA. Its product is annotated as metal transporter CNNM1-like. Bases 111 to 2801 code for a protein of 896 amino acids. The transcript has 10 exons. Gene Ontology annotation, biological process: transport; magnesium ion homeostasis. Gene Ontology annotation, cellular component: plasma membrane. Lineage: Eukaryota; Metazoa; Chordata; Actinopteri; Pomacentridae. The record is from RefSeq and is a predicted model, not a curated record. Gene Ontology annotation, molecular function: transmembrane transporter activity.